This is a messenger RNA of Zingiber officinale, 997 nucleotides long. Its product is annotated as probable ribose-5-phosphate isomerase 1. The record is from RefSeq and is a predicted model, not a curated record. The coding region runs from base 1 to 837 and encodes 278 amino acids. Gene Ontology annotation, molecular function: ribose-5-phosphate isomerase activity. Lineage: Eukaryota; Viridiplantae; Streptophyta; Magnoliopsida; Zingiberales; Zingiberaceae. The transcript has a single exon. Gene Ontology annotation, biological process: pentose-phosphate shunt, non-oxidative branch.
AUGGGAUCGCCAUUCCUCCUCCAACCCUCUCGCUCGCUGACGGAAGAAGCUAUGGCGGCUGCCGGCCAGUCCCAGGAUGACCUGAAGCGCAUCGCCGCCCUACCCGCCGUGGAGCUGGUGCGGUCCGGCAUGGUCCUUGGCCUCGGCACCGGCUCCACCGCCGCCCACGCCCUCGACCGCAUCGGCGACCUCCUGCGCGGCGGCAACCUCCGUGACAUCGUCGGCAUCCCCACUUUCGAAUGGGCCACUGCCCGCGCUGCGGCCGCCGGCAUCCCCCUCACCGAUCUUGCCGCGCACCCGGUGGUCGACCUGUCCAUCGACGGCGCGGACGAGGUCGACCCGGCGCUCAACCUUGUGAAGGGCCGCGGUGGCUCCCUCCUCCGGGAGAAGAUGGUGGAGGGCGCCAGCCGCCGCUUCGUCGUCAUCGUCGACGGCUCCAAGCUUGUUCCGCGCCUCGGAGGCAGCGGCCUCGCCAUCCCCGUGGAGGUCAUCCCCUUCGGCUGGGCCCUCACUCUCCGCCGACUACAGAACCUCUUCAACGGCACGCCCGGCUUCAACCUCAAGCUCCGUACGGCUUCAAUCAACGCCAAAGCUAGCGCCUUUACCGAAAAAGAAUCCGAAAUUGAGCCAUUUGUGAUGGAUAACAAGAACUACAUCGUGGACCUGUUCUUCGAGGAUGGAAUCCACGGAGAUCUACAGGCCAUCAGCGAUGACCUCCUGAGGAUCACCGGCGUGGUCGAGCACAGAAUGUUCCUUGGAUUGGCGACGUCCGUGAUCGUAGCCAGGAAGGAUGGGGUGGUGUUGAUGGACAAAGAGGCGAAGUCAAAUGGUUUCUGAGAGGCAUGUGAUCGAGUUCAAAGCUAAAUUAUGUGUUGUUUCAAACAUCAUAAAGAAACCAGUUUUGACAGUAUGGAAACAUCAACUGUCUCCAUUAAGCUUCGACUGCUAAUUCAGUGAUGGAUAAACAAUCAAGUUUCAGUAGAUUUAUUUUGGAUUA